Molecule: messenger RNA, 1033 nt
Organism: Suillus discolor
Lineage: Eukaryota; Fungi; Basidiomycota; Agaricomycetes; Boletales; Suillaceae
Exons: 4
Coding region: 140-697 (185 amino acids)
Source: RefSeq, a predicted model, not a curated record
GGUUGAACGUUCAUUUGGCAGACCAUUGCUCCUGGUAGUUGACUAGGAUGGUGCACGUGCAGUCUUCGCAGAGAGGUUAGAGAGACAAGGAGAGACAUCAACUCAGGCCCUGUGUGGCUUUGUAUGGUCGUUAUAUUGAAUGAUGGUCGCAUCCUCUGGCUCAGGGGUGCGAAUAGAGUAUCAGCAACGUCACAAUUUCUUUAUUGAUUGCCUCGCGGAGGAGGUCCAUUUGCAUGCAGUUCCCGCAGUUGCAGGCGUCUGGGAAGGCCGCACCGUGUACCAGGCAUCAUCCAAAGUCAAGAAGAGCGCCGGUAUCAAGAAAUACUCAGCCCGGAAUCAUACCAUGUUUAGCUUCAUUUCCCCAGGUGCGGGAAUGUACUUAUGGAUGAAAUUUCAUCUCAAUCAACUUGAUCCCUCAUUCGCACCAGGAGAUGAAGAUACCUUGGACACAAAGUUAUGGAUAAAGUUACCAGAGAACGGAGUGUUGUCUAGGCCAGGUUGGAUGUUCACGGCCAAUGCGAUGAUCAAAAACUCCCAUAGCACUGAUUCUUCGAGUUCGCAUGAUUCAUCCGAGAGUUCUUUCAAGAGAAGGACUUGUUUUGGAUACAGGUCAGCUGCUCGGCGUAAGCAACGACCACCAUAUGGACCAAGAGACCCUGACUUGAAUGCCACGAUCCUUUUACUCUCUGCAAAUUAGAAGUACAGCCAUCCGUGAUCAUGCAAUGAUGAACCGAUCGCUUCCAAAUCUGCAUCACGUUAGUCUGAGAGUAGCCGUCGUCAUGGACCAUGACUUGUCUGGGUAUUUCUCUGUUUCCAUGGAUUCCCACCUAUUGUUGAACUCAACGAGGGUUGUCUCAAUUUGACCGUUCAUUGAUGGCAUUUGCAUUUCAAAGUUGCUACACCUUCUCCCUUCAAAAUGUUGCACCGAUCUGCUGCGGCAGUCUCCAAUUUCGCCGCCUAUCAGUCCUGAAAUCACCCAGGCUCUCUAUCAAAUUUAAGUGCACCACUUUGUUUGUUCACAUGCCUCGAAGUC